CCGUGGAACCUCGGCGAGGUCGGCUCCUUGCGGGGUCUGUGCGGCCUGUGUGACUAGAAAGAAGAUGGAGCCAAGAGCCGAGCCUGAGGGGCGGCUCUGACCUUUCUGACCGAGGUCCUGCGCCCUUUCGCCGCCAGGAGCCUCCUUCCUCUCCGGACUAGUGCGUUCGAGCUCCCCAGUGGCCUGGGCCCCGAGAGUGGAAAUGGUCGCCGAGGCCCAGGGCGUGGGGCUUCCGCGCGGCCCGUGAAGGGAACUGGGGAACCUCAAGGGACCCCCACAACUCCAGGCGCGAAAACCCCCGCAUGGUGAGGAGCAGGCAAAUGUGCAAUACCAACAUGUCUGUAUCUACUGAUGUAGCCACCUCACAGAUUCCAGCUUCGGAACAAGAGACCCUGGUUAGACCAAAGCCAUUGCUUAUGAAGUUGUUAAAAUCUGUUGGUGCACAGAAAGACACUUACACCAUGAAAGAGGACUUCUUGGGCAUCCCUGGAUCCCAGGUUAAGAACUUCUGCACUAGAGAUACAUGAGUACAGUAUACUGAUCUUUCUGGGAUAGAGGU
Molecule: messenger RNA, 559 nt
Organism: Propithecus coquereli (Coquerel's sifaka)
Lineage: Eukaryota; Metazoa; Chordata; Mammalia; Primates; Indriidae
Gene: MDM2
Product: MDM2 proto-oncogene, E3 ubiquitin protein ligase
Exons: 4
Coding region: 303-527 (74 amino acids)
Source: RefSeq, a predicted model, not a curated record